GACACGUACACAUCAUAGAAUCGUUGCACGCAUUUAAAUGCGCCUCAAUGCAGAAGUGCAGUGUGAUUUUUUUUCAAGUCUUGCUUCGGUUGGAUGUUUUUCCAAUCUUCAUACAUAAUUUAUAAGCGUUUUUACUCCGACCAAUCACACGCUUCGUUUCGGUGCGAGCCCCCGUUUGGACAGCCAAUCAGAGACGAGGAAUAGGAUCCGUGCCCUCCAGUGCAUCGCGAUGCGUGUCAUGUGACAGGCCUCCGUGAAAAAUGCCAACAUGGAUCCGUGGCAAGGACGAUGUGCUUCCCAACCGUAAUAUCAGAGGGGACAACUGGACUCAUCUUAUGUCGCACAUCUACGAUUCGGACGACACGAUUCGUAUUUACUCGAGUGUUUACAAACAGUAGUGCUCACUGGCGAUACCUUCAUCCUUCCUCUGAUCUUCACACCAACAAAUGGUCUCCAUAAGCGAAAGAGCGGUGGCCACUGCUAAUGAAUCGUUCUCCGACCACGCCUCGGCCACUUUACACUUCGUAGAGGUGGGCAGCAGCGAGGGGGGCAGCUCCAUCUCGUGCUCCAGCCCCGAAACCGGAGAUGCCGGUGCUCGGCUCAGCUGCAGCCCGGGCGAGGAAGAUGACGACGACGGGUCGCUGCAGAUCUUUUUCGACUCCACUGAGGACUCACUGGCUCAACCGUCCACGCUGCCAGAUUUCAUAUCUCAGCUACCCAGCACCUUCUCUCCCACCCUGGAGGACAUUGAGGAAUUCCUGAUGGAGACGAUGGAGCUGGUGAACGAUGCUCCUUUGAGUCCGGAGGAGAAGGCGAAGGAGGACAACAACGACCCACCUGCACAACCGUCUUCCCCUGGUGAUGGCAGGUCAAAACCCACCACAACAACAACGACCCCUGCGGUUCAGAGUCUUGGUGCUGCGGCAACUAGCGCCGCUCCAGUGCUUGUCGGUACUCCAUUGGUGCUACAGUUACAACCGCUCCAGCUAAGCCAAGCCCUUCCACAACCAGACGCCCAAACGUGUGUGCCCAACGGGCUCCGAGUGGCCCACCUGGUGCUUGGUGUUCAAGGGGCACAGAACAUUACCCUUCUCUCACCACAGGUGCCCUCGGCCACUUUACUCCCUAUUGUUGGCGAAGCCGUCAACCAAGACCAAAAGUAUGUGAAGAUCGCCCCCCUGCCUUUCACUGUCAGGGCGGUCGGAAUCGCCGGCACGGGUCUAGUCAAAGCCAUCACGCCACGUCCAUCCAGGCCCCUGGCGGAAACCCUGCGGGUACACAAGUGCUCUCACCCAGGGUGCGAGAAGAUGUACACCAAGAGCAGCCACCUGAAAGCUCAUUUCCGCAGACAUACGGGCGAGAAGCCGUAUCUGUGCAGCUGGCCCGACUGCGGGUGGAGGUUCUCUCGAUCCGACGAGCUCUCACGCCACCGGCGGUCUCACUCGGGAGUCAAGCCUUACGAGUGCACGAUGUGCGACAAAAAGUUCGCCAGGAGCGACCACCUCUCCAAACACACCAAGGUGCACCGGGGUCCGCGUGCCGGCAGACUGGUUAGGGCCAACGUCUGACUCGCGGACCCCCAAACAAAGCCGGAGUCUGCCUCUCAGUCCCAGAGGGAAAGCAAUGAUAUCUAAACAGGCUCGCAGGCUAUAACCCUUCGCCUUUAUUUUGGUCUGUUUCCUUCCCGUUAAACCAGACGUUUGUUUUUCUUGGUGCUACAGUCAGCUAUCUUGAAACCCAGGGAUGUGAUUGUCAAGCUCAAAGCAGAUUUCUGGCUUUCGGUGGGCUGAAGCGAAGCCCGCGCUCGAUUCCAUCACGUUUGGUCUCUUAUUGUUGUGAAGCUUCAGGUUAUUAUGGGAUCGGUUUUAUGCAGGUCUUUAAACAGGUCACAGAAAGUGAAAUUUAAAGGGCGAUAACAAAUCCGUCUUCUACAUUUUGUGAGUAUUGGAGUUCAGUAUUUUGGUCGGCUCUGGAGUGUUAGAUAAAGCCAGAAUCCUGCAGAACUUUCCUUUUAGAUUAAAUCAAGACGAUAUGCACUAUGGUUUAGGCUGUGAUCAUAUGCAAUAUCGAACAUGGCCUCUGUCAUUAUAGGGUGAAAAUAAUGCAAACUGUCUCAAAAUGUCUGCGUCAUAUUUCACCGUAAAUCUCAACAAAAAUAGAGAUUUUGCAUUAAAAAAAUUAAGCCUUUUUAAAAAUUUAGCCCAUUCAUUUGUAAAAAGUCUGCCAUAAUGGGGACAGAUGUAAUUCUCACAUUUGUAAUGUGAAGUGUAAAAGUAUUUGUUGUAUUCAACACUGUUUGAUAAUGAAAGUGUUUUUUUUUUUUCUUAACCGGGUCCCCACUUUACGAUUUUGAAGAUCAUUUAUGAUUGUCGCAUAUCGUAGCCAGAUGUCAUAGCUGAGUCAGCGCCGACUGUCACCUGUACGACACUUCAAAAUUUAUGACUCUGCUAAAUCUUCAACGCAAAGGCAAUAAGUUGGUAGUUAGUGAAUGUGAAGCAUCCAAAAUCCAACCCAACACGUUAUCUCACAUUCCUCCUUUACAGUGUGGAUGCAGUUUUACUGUAAUGGUAAAAAGCAUGAAUGUUAACUCUGUUUAAUUGUUAUGAACAUAAUUGUGAAAUGCUAAAAAAAGGCUUAAUUUUAUUUUAUUCAAAUUAUAAUUUAUUUUCCCCCAAAUUAAAAAAUAUAAAUAUAAUAUAAAAAAAUGACCCAGACUUUAUAGCACUAUUGAAAUACUCUAGUUGAGUAUAGUUCUUUCAAAUAUGAUGUUAACGGGAUAGUACGCCCAAAAAUGAGAAUUCUGUCAUCAUCUACCCACCUCUCCAAACCUGCAUGACUUUCUAUCUUCUGCAGAACACAACAGACAAUAUUUUAGGGAACGUUGGUCACCAAACAACACCGGCUCUCAUUGACUUCCAUUCUAAGGACACGAAGCAACAAAGACAUUUCUCAACAUAUCUUCUUUUGUGCUCCACAGAAGAAUAAGUCUUUUAUAUAAAUGAGGGUCAACAAAUGAUGACAGAAUUUUGGUUCGGGUGACCUGUGCCUUAGAUUAAGUCCAAUUUGCUGUGUGACGUCACACCAUAUUUAAGUUUUUUUACUUGCUCGUAUUGUUGAAGUCCCUGUGCUUUGAAAUAUCAGGAAUUUCUCUGGCCCAAUCACAUCCCUGCACCAGCUGAAAGACAUUAUGUGCAUCAAGUUGCUUGUCCUGUUUUCUUGUGCCUCAUCUCUCUCAGGCUGUUGAGAGUUGUAUGCCAAACCAGAGCCUCGCCCGUUUAUGGGUAUCUGGAUAACAUCACUAAAUGGAAGAACAAACGUAUGUACUGUAAAACAUAUAAGCUAGAAACGAUGUUCUCUUCGAUCUGUAAUCACAAAAGAGAAUUGUUUCCUUUAUGUCGUUGUAAUGUGCUUUGCAUUAGGUCAAUGCAUUUUUCUACGUAGUGCCGUCACGGCCAAUAAGCUAAAUCGCUGAGAACAGAUGUACUGUUCACAAAAAACGGCAGCUGGUUGCUUCCUGUCGAAAUGAAGCUAUUUGGACAUCAUAUAACCGAUACGUCAUCGAAGGCUUCUUCUUUUUAUCCAAUGGACUGGAGUUAAUGAAAAAGUUCAUCUUCAUCUAACACACGGAGGUCAUUUUAUCCUUUCUUUGCCUUUUUAACAUCUGUCUUAACUACUCGAUGCAUUUUAAUUAUCUUCCAUUUUUAGCUCAACAAAUGUUCGGUUUCUUCACAUACUGGAACUGGACUCAAACGUGUGUAGCUGUUGUGACUAAGAUAUAUGAACGAUCAAGUAGGUUCAUCAUCUCUAAUAUGGCACGGUUCUGAUUCACAAGUAUUUAAGGUAGUACUAUCAUGUAGCCCUCUUUUAAAAAUGCUCUUUUCUUUUUCCAAGAGACAUUUCUGUUUUGAGAAGUAUGACAUUUGUUUUCCUUUACCAAGGGCUCAUCCUUGAUUCUCUGCCUCCACCCUCAUCUCAAUAAAAACAUUAAAUUAU
Triplophysa dalaica is the source of this 3993-nucleotide messenger RNA. Its product is annotated as Krueppel-like factor 15. Gene Ontology annotation, biological process: regulation of transcription by RNA polymerase II. Gene Ontology annotation, molecular function: DNA-binding transcription factor activity, RNA polymerase II-specific; RNA polymerase II cis-regulatory region sequence-specific DNA binding. Lineage: Eukaryota; Metazoa; Chordata; Actinopteri; Cypriniformes; Nemacheilidae. Bases 447 to 1568 code for a protein of 373 amino acids. The transcript has 3 exons. The record is from RefSeq and is a predicted model, not a curated record.